AUGAGGCUUUUAUCAGUCUUGUAUAUUAUCCUCGCCCUCAGAUUUGCCUCAACUGGGAAUGGCGAUGAUGGAAGACUGAGAAGGAAUAGUUCUACAUAUUCCUCUUUCUCGGAGCCCACCUCUCCCAGAGAUAUUUCCCAGUUUGUAAAGCCAGAGAGUCCACCAAAGUACUUUGGAAUUGACAUUGACGGGACAUUACACACUAAUAAUAAGGAAAGUUUUGAGAAGAACAUCGAGGCUUUCGCAGAGGUGAGGAAGAAGGGUUAUACGCCAUUCUUUUGCACUGGAAGAUCUCUUACAUCAGCAAUGAACGUUGUAGGAGAAGAGUUCAAGACAAAGACAGGUUAUAAUGGUUACCCUGGUGUAUACAAUGACGGCUCAAUAGUUUACGAUAAAGACGGAAAUCUCAUUUAUUCCAAGCCAUUUUCAAAUACAGUCUUAGAAGCGAUCACGGAACGUUUGGUGGCUGAAAAUCUCAAGGAUAAAUGCCUCUUUUGCACAAAAGAUGCAUUUUAUUCUCUCGCUGAACUUGACCAGGAGUUCCAAAACAUUUUUGACUCACUGAAUGUAAUAUUUCCAAGGCUAGAAGUAAUUGGCACGAUCCUAGAUAUUGGUGUGGCUGAAGUUUUCAUUCAAUCAAGGACCUUUGAUAUUCCUGGUCUUGAGAGGGGUGUGGACUAUGUUGAGAAAUAUGUUGGAGUAGAUGGCAUUGCUUUGUCUCCUCCAGGGAUUACCAAAGGGUCUGCAUUUUCCACUUUAAUCAAGCAUUCUGGAGGAAAACCAGAAGACUAUGGAUUUAUUGGUGAUGGAGAUAAUGAUACAGAAGCUAUGGAGUUUUGUAAUGUCUCAUUUGCAGUUGGCAACUCACCAGAUGAAGUUAAGAAGCACGCAAAAUGGGUGUUAGAGGAGACCUGUGACCAAGGAGCAGUUGCAAAGGCCCUCAAACUCACAUACGAUUUAUAG
This is a messenger RNA of Theileria equi strain WA, 963 nucleotides long. Its product is annotated as haloacid dehalogenase-like hydrolase family member protein. The record is from RefSeq and is a predicted model, not a curated record. Gene Ontology annotation, cellular component: cytosol. The transcript has a single exon. Gene Ontology annotation, molecular function: magnesium ion binding; phosphatase activity. Lineage: Eukaryota; Apicomplexa; Aconoidasida; Piroplasmida; Theileriidae. The coding region runs from base 1 to 963 and encodes 320 amino acids.